AUGAUCUCGUUUGUGGUUCUUCUCUUAAUAUGUGUCAAAUUUGGUGACUUUGUUUUUCUGCCUGAAAAAGUAUCAGCUGCAGAACCUGUUAAUAUAAAAUUUACAAAACUAUUAGAUGUCAAGGUAGAAGGUAGGGCUAACUCGUGGAAAAAUGACUUGGGAAGAUUUCUUUAUCCGCAAAAUGAGGACGUUGAUCUAGGUACCAAAGAAGAGUACGUACAGGUUCCCAUGAAGUUUUCAUUUGCAAUCGAUAGAGUGAAUGGUUUUCAGGAAUAUGAAAACACUUUAAAAAAUGUAUUUGACCAGUGCAAGUACCUAGUUGGUAAAAGUCAAAUAUCGUUUUGUCGCUUAAAUCCAGUAAGAACAUUGUCCGAAACUGGAAAUACUUAUCCAAGAAGUUGCAGAGAAAUUUUAGAAAGCGGUAACAACAAGUCAGGUGUAUACAUAAUCAAACCUAGAACAAGUAACAAGCCAUUUGCUGUUUUAUGCGAUAUGGAAACUAAGGGGGCGGAUGGACUCAUAUUCAGAAGAGGUUUGAUGGAUCUCAAGAUUUUUAUCUACCUUGGAGAGACUACAAAUUCGGUUUUGGGGAUCUUAUGGCUGAAUUUUGGAUUGGAUUGGAAAAUAUUUACCAUAUGACAGCUUUUGAAAUAAACGAACUUCUUGUAGAAGUAACUGAUACAGAUAAAAAGAACAGUUACGCCCAAUAUACGUCAUUCUCGAUAGGCAACGAAAAAGAUGGCUAUAUACUGAAUAACCUUAAAGGAUUUUCAGGUGACGCGGGGGAUUCUUUAUCACCUCAUCUCAAUGCAAAAUUUACUACUCUGGAUGUGGAUCAGGAUAAAAAUUCUGGAAAUUGUGCACAAAUGUAUGAGGGUGCUUGGUGGUACGCAGAUUGUCAUCAUAGCAAUCUAAAUGGAAAAUUUAUGACUCUAGUGCUUCCUGCUGCAUAUGGAGCUCAUGGACUGAACUGGCACUCUUUGAAAAAAGGGUAUGAUAAUUUGGCAGGGUCAAGAAUGAUGAUACGACCAAUUGGAUAA
Molecule: messenger RNA, 1040 nt
Organism: Diabrotica balteata
Lineage: Eukaryota; Metazoa; Arthropoda; Insecta; Coleoptera; Chrysomelidae
Source: the annotation of a GenBank genome assembly